This is a messenger RNA of Drosophila serrata, 2150 nucleotides long. RefSeq names its product transcription factor grauzone. Gene Ontology annotation, molecular function: DNA-binding transcription factor activity; zinc ion binding. The record is from RefSeq and is a predicted model, not a curated record. Lineage: Eukaryota; Metazoa; Arthropoda; Insecta; Diptera; Drosophilidae. Gene Ontology annotation, cellular component: nucleus.
UUUAGCAACUCGGAACCGGAAAAGUGUGUUCAUCAAGUUUACAAACAUAAAAAAAUGAAGAAUUUGGCAAAAGUUUGUUAAACGGGAAGCAGAAAUCAGCUGUGAAAGUACAAUCGGUGUGACCAGAGCCCUAGUCUCUUUCGGCUAUGUAGCAACAGUGGGACCAGAGCUGAGGAGUAGAACGCUAAUUAUGUUGUUUACGGCGCAGCAGCUGAAAAUCGCAUUUUUCUGAUUGUGUAGCAAGUCCUCCAAAAUGAUCUGUCGCCUUUGUCUGCGCUGCCUCAGCCCCGGCAGCGCCGUCUUCCUGUUCGAAACGGACGAGACGCUGGCGGAGACGCGGCUGGUCAAGAUGAUAGCCAAGUUUCUCCAGUUGGAGAUCCUGCCCGACGACAGCAUCUCGACCAAUGUGUGCACCGACUGCUGUGAGCACUUGGAGGACUUCAACGGCUUCUGGCAGCUGGUGGAGCAGAAGCAGUGCUCGCUGAACAAGGAGUUCCUCAACGUUGACGUCGACUGCGUGGCCCUGAAGUGGACGGGUGGCGUGGAUGUGGACGUAAACAUUGACGAACUGCCGCUGGCGGCGACUGACAUGGACGAGAAGCCGCUGGACAUGCACAACCUAAGCCUGCUGGGCAGCGUGCUGGAUGUGAAUGUUGAUAGUGUAGAGGUGGCGGCGCAGGCGCCAGUUUCUGUGUCCGUCAAGGAGCAAGAUGACUCUGAGGAGGACGAGAAGCCCUACCUAGAGGCCAUGCACACGAGUGAUAGCGAGCCUGAAGCGCCAGAGGCGCUUCCAGACGCUUCCUCCUCGGACGAUGAGCCGCUGGUCCGGCUUCAGAACAAGGGCAAGACGCCGGCCAAGCGCAAGCGCCCUUCCAAGGAUCGGGGGAGCGGGAUUUCCCUGCACCAGGAGCUCAAGGAGCUGCUCGACGACGGCAGCAAGCGGCGGCGUAGAAAGGCGCCCGACCAGCGAAUUGGCAAUGAUAUGCAGGAGACCGAGCUGCAGGCCGUCCUCGAACGCAAGCCUAAGGGAUGCUCACGCGCACAGCUGGCUAAGCGGUACGAGGAGGCCAUUGCCAGCUAUAUGAGCGCCAGCUGUGACCUGUGCGACUUCAGCGCCCAGUACCUGUCCGAGCUGAAGACCCAUUUCCUGGAGGCUCACCAGCGCGAGUACUACAUUAAAUGCUGCGGCAAGGUCUUUACACGCGCCUCUAAGCUGAUGGACCACAUCCGAAAGCAUGUCAACCCCAAGCUCUUUACCUGUACCAUCUGCCAGAAAUCGCUCAACUCCCAGGACUACCUAGCCACCCACAUCGAGACCGUGCACAACAAAGUCGCCCAGAUCGGCAAGGUGCUCAAGUUUCCCUGCCCCAAGUGCGAACGCACCUUCAGCAGCGAGCGCCGUAUGGCCAACCACCUGGCCAAGCACGACACCGACCAGUUGGAGCACACCUGCGAGAUCUGCUGCAAGAGCUUUGCGAAUGUACACCGGCUACGAAGGCACAUCCAAUCCAUCCACGAAGACCUGCACCGCCACGUCUGCGACAUCUGCGGCAAAAAGUUUAAAUUCAAGCCUUCCUUCGAGCGACAUCUGCUGGAGCACCAGGGUGUGGUAGCGCCGGCAGUAGAGUGCCCGGUUUGCGGAGUGUGGCUGAAGAAUGAGCAUAGCCUGCGGUUGCAUCGAUUCACGCACGACAGCACGGACACAGUGUGUCCGCACUGCGGCAAGACCUGCACCUCGCGGACCGCUCUCCGAGGCCACGUAAAGUACGCCCACAAGUUGACCACCAACCUGCAGUGCACGUACUGCGAGAAGAGCUUUAAGCAGCAGCGCAACCUGGACGAGCACAUGGCCAUCCACACGGGCCUGCAGCUGUACAACUGCCCGCACUGCCCCAAGGAAUGUCGCUCCCGCUCCAAUAUGUACGUGCACAUAAAGCAACGCCACGCGGACGAGUGGUUGCGUGCGAAGAUGGCACGCUCGCACAACCCCCAGUUUAAACCGGGAUCUGCGGAGGCUCAGUCCUGAGCCCCACCAUGUUUUCCCACUUUAGUAUACGCCCCUGAAGAGUCCAGUCUAAGCUUCUGUGAGAGAUAAGAGCAGAGCACACAAAUGUGCUUAACCAAUAGAUAUAUACGUAACCUUAACUUGU